AUGAUCCUCAUGGAUGCUCCUCUAAACUUCGAAGAAUGCCAGUCUACUUACAGACUUCAAAGAUUCAACGGGAAAUAUUAUGGAUGGUGGAAAAAUAGGAUGCACGACUUCAUCAUGGCUGAGAAUUCUGAGCUAUGGGAUGUUAUAUGUGAUGGACCUUUUGUCCCUAGCCAGAACCUUAGCGAAUUAGGUGUAGUCAUUCCCAAGACCAGGAAGGAAUUCAAUGACGCUGAUAGAAAGUUCAUAGAGAUCUGGGAAAACAAUAGGAUAUCAACAUGUCAAUUAGCAAAAGAGAUCUGGGAGGCUCUUCAGACAGCUCACAAGGGAACAACUCAGGUGAAACAAUCCAAGAUUGAUAUGCUCACAACUGAAUAUGAGCUCUUCAAAAUGGAAGAUGAUGAAUCCAUUCAAGAUAUGUACACACAAUUCACCUCCAUCAUUAAUGAGCUUUACUCUCUUGGUGAAAGUAUUUUGAGAAACAAACUUGUUAGAAAAAUCCUUAAUAUACUGCCCAGUUCUUGGGAAAGCAAAUUUAGCGCCAUUACAAAAGCUAAGGACUUGCAAACACUGGCCACGGAUGAACUUGUUGGAAACUUGAAAACUUAUGAGAUGAAGAAGAAGAAGGACAAUGAAAGAAGAGAGCCCAAUAGGGAAAAGAACCUGGUCCUCAAGACAAAUAGCAAUGACUCAAGUGGUGAAGACGAGGACAUGGCCUACUUGACAAGAAAAUUUCAGAAGAUAGUUCGCAGGAAUGGAGCCAUUCCAAAAAGGGGAACCAGGGCACUUCAUCAAGGAUUGCCCCAGCUAAAGCAAGAUCAGUACAAUAACAACCUUGAUAAAGCAGCCAAAAGGAACCAGGUUCCUGACAAACACUUCAAGAGGAAAAAUGAUGCUAACAAUAGUAUAAAACAAGCUCUUGUUGCAUGGGGAGAAUCCUCUAGCGAAUAUGAAGAAGAAAAUACUAGUUCAAUGAUGGUAGUGGAAACUGAAACAACUAAGUAUGAUUCACUCUUUGCUCUAAUGACUCGAUCUGAUGACGAUGAAGAUGACGAUGGCGAUGAGGUAGCAGUGAAGAACCGUGAUAUAAGUUGGAUAAGAGUUGUUGAAAACAAUGCUGAACUAUGGGAUAGAAGGCCGAGAUAUGAAAGUACUUUAUCAUUGAAUAAACUGGCCUUGAAGGACCUAGUUCGUGAUCUGACAAAGUUGAGUAUCAAGGAACACAAAGUGUGCAAUGCCCGUGCAAAAGGAAAGUAUGUCAGAUCUCCAUUUAAGCCCAAAAAGGAAGAGGGGCAGUUAGCACCUCAAGGCUACUUAAUCUUCCUCAUAUGGAUCUGUGUGGAGUAG
This is a messenger RNA of Nicotiana tabacum (common tobacco), 1344 nucleotides long. NCBI's taxonomy places the organism in Eukaryota, Viridiplantae, Streptophyta, Magnoliopsida, Solanales, Solanaceae. The record is from RefSeq and is a predicted model, not a curated record.